This is a messenger RNA of Octodon degus (degu), 1633 nucleotides long. RefSeq names its product ribokinase (gene Rbks). Lineage: Eukaryota; Metazoa; Chordata; Mammalia; Rodentia; Octodontidae. Bases 100 to 960 code for a protein of 286 amino acids. Gene Ontology annotation, molecular function: ribokinase activity. The record is from RefSeq and is a predicted model, not a curated record. Gene Ontology annotation, biological process: D-ribose metabolic process. The transcript is spliced from 8 exons.
GGAGGGUAGGAGCAGCGUCUCUGGGCAGUGGGUCGGGCAAAGGGCAAAGGGCAAAGGGCAAAGGUCAGCGUCCAGAUUCGUUGGAGUCACUGUUUAGCAAUGGCUGCGUCUGGGGAACCCGGAAAGCAGUGUCAAGAGGAGGCGGCGGCGGUGGUAGUGGUGGGCUCCUGCAUGACAGACCUCGUCAGUCUUACUUCUCGUUUGCCAAAAACUGGAGAAACCAUCCAUGGACAUAAGUUUUUUAUUGGCUUUGGAGGGAAAGGUGCCAACCAGUGUGUCCAGGCUGCCAGGCUUGGAGCAAAGACAUCCAUGGUGUGCAAGGUUGGCAAAGAUUCUUUUGGCAAUGAUUACAUAGAAAACUUAAGACAGAAUGAUAUUUCUACAGAAUUUACAUAUCAGACUAAAGAUGCUGCUACUGGAGCUGCUUCUAUAAUUGUCAAUAAUGAAGGCCAUAAUAUCAUUGUCAUUGUGGCUGGAGCAAAUUUACUUUUGAACACUGAAGACCUGAAGGAAGCAGCUCGUGUCAUUAGCAGAGCCAAAGUAAUGAUCUGCCAGCUAGAAAUAACUCCGGCAACUUCUUUGGAAGCCCUGACAAUGGCCCACAAUAGUGGAGUGAAAACAUUGUUCAAUCCAGCCCCUGCCAUUGCUGACCUGGAUCCCCAGUUCUAUGCUCUCUCAAAUGUCUUCUGCUGCAAUGAAAGUGAGGCAGAGAUUUUAACAAGUCUUGCAGUGAGCAACCCGGCAGAAGCUGGGAAGGCUGCCCUGGUGCUCCUGGCAAGGGGCUGCCAGGUUGUAAUCAUCACCUUGGGGGCCGAAGGAUGCGUGAUGGUGUCACAGACAGAGCCUGUUCCAAAGCAUAUUCCCACAGAGAAAGUUAAGGCUGUGGAUACCACGUGUAGACCUGGCUCAGGCUUCAAGAGUGAAACAGCAACUGUAAGGAAGCAGAAACAUUAUAAAUAACCCAGAGAGCCCUUUUAUAACAGCAACUGCCUGCUGAUUUUGUGGCCUAACAGCGCAAGCAAAAAAAAGAUAUAAAUACAGUGUUGUGCAAUGACUAAUUACUGAAAAUUUUGUGCCUCAGCAGAAGUGGAACCUGUGGUUGCGGCUAAUGUUAUCAAAUGCCUUUGCUAUUUAAUAAUCUGGUAGCUCUAUAUUAUUUAGCAUGCAGUUUUCACAGAGGACAAUGAUUUUAUUUCAAGUAUCUCUCACAGAAAUAAAAAAGCAGCUGUUAGAAUAUGAACAUUUGGCAGAAAAAUAUUUUAGCAAAUCUUUUGUAAGAGACAAAAUCUUACUGGGUUAACUGUUUUCUAUCUAGAAUAGUAGAGUCAAAAAAAAAAAAAAAUAGGUUUCUGACCACACAAAGCCAGACCAGUCCUUAGAACCCUGUGAAUCACUAACAGAUAUUUUAAGUCCCAUUUAUACGCUGAUAUGUAAAGUUAUUUAUAUACAAAGCAUUCAUUAAUGCUGCCUGAAGAAUGGGGUCUUUCUCAUUCCAUUUUUAGCUUGCACUCAAGAUUCCACUUCUUUCAUUAAUUAUAGAAUAAAGUAAUCUACCACAGAUGUUGUGGGCAGAAUGGAGGCUUUCUCCAGUUUUGAGUCUCUGCAGCCAUUCUUCUCUGUGGUUGCCCAGUCA